AUCUUUGUGUGACCCGGGGUCGGGCAUGUAUGUCCUGAGGAUAAUGUGUAAGCAGGUUUGCACCAGGGGCCAGCCCAGCAGCUUGGUGCAGUAAGCAGCAGCAUCAGUGAGAGCAGGUUGACUUGGCUGAAGUCUCUGUGGGCUCACCCAGGAUCUAUUUCCACACUGUGAAGGACGUGACCGUUAACCCUGCAGUUGCUGCCUUGAUCUAUCUCUAUCUAUAUCUCGUAUCGCGAGAUCGAUCUCAGCUCUAGUCUCUCUCUCUCUCUAUUCUAUCUCCUCUCUCUCUCUCUCUCUCUCUCUCUCUAUCUCUCUAUCCUCUCUCUCUCUCUCUCUCUCUCUCUCUCUCUCUCUCUCUCUCUCUCAGUCAGUCAGUCUCUCUCUCUCGCUCUGUCUCUGUCCUCGCUCCCCUCCCUCAGCAUAUUCAAAUGAGAGGUGGAGGAUAAUAAAAUGUUCCCACGUCAGACAGGGCAGUUUUAUCAGAAAGACAAUGGGAGAGGUUGUAGUGGCGGUGUGGUCAGAUGCAUAUCAAAAUAGUAGAGGGUUAAAGGAGAAAGAAAGUGGGCUAACUUGGCUUGAGCCGAAAUGAAAGGCCAUUGUGUCAUGAAUAAAAUACACACUACUCUAAGUGGGACAGCAUUAUAUGCAUUUGCAAGCUUGUUUGUUUUAAGAUUACCACGAGACAGAUGUACUGGUUUUCCAUAUAAAAGCAUUUAUAUGUCACACAUUGAGGUGGCAUGAUUGACAGGUCUUGUUAAGGAUUUUUACCUCUGUGUUGGAGUGGAGUUAACAGAGAAAGUGCAAUUAGGUUUCUAGCACUACCCAGAGUUGACUUGUGGUUAGUGUUGCUGCGGUGCUUGAUCUCUAGGUGUGGAGAGAGGCGUUGCUUUGUGAGGAGGUGUGGGAGAGAGCCAAGCAGGGGAGAGGAGAGGCAGCCAAGUUGAGUACGGCUAGUGUACAUACCAGGAGGCUUGAUCUGAAGGAAUGUCAUUUGAAUGCGUUGCUCUUAUAGAGAAUAAUCCCACUGGCCUCACCCCCUGCUGGGUCUCCCUGGCAGAUGGAGAGGGGAGGCUUUCUUUCGUGUUUGUGCUUGUGUAUGUGUGUUUAUAAAUGGACAAAUCAGGGAGGACUUGUGUUGCCGAGCCCCCCUCCCCCGCGCAUUGCAAGCUUCAGUCGAUCAUUUUAAUCUCCCCCACCCCACACACACACGUGAGCGAGGGGACAGCCUUUCCUGAAACUUGGCACACAGUAAAGGGUGGGGUAACCGGCUCAGACCGGAUUGACAAACCUCCUUUUUUAAUACCAUUCCCUCGCAGCUUGUCCUCCUCCUCCAGUGAGGUUUUUCCAUGGGGUCUGUAACCCUCCCGUCCCCCUCCUCCCCUAACUGACACAGAGCGACGCACACGCUGCUGUACAGUCCCGGCCCUGCUCCUCCCAGCAUGCACUCUGAUCCUCCCUGCUCUCCCUCAAACUGCCCUUCACUCUCUCAUGGUAAUAGGUUCAGCAGUGGGCCAAUACAUCCAGCAUUCCAGAUACAGCAUGGAUGACGGCUAUCUCAACACUGACUAUGUAUGGGAGAUGUUGGCCAAAAAGGAUGUAUGCCAUAGCUAUACUGUAGUUUCUAUUAGAUUGGUCUGUAAAGACAGUAUGUGGGCCAGUAGCUGUUCGUCAAUGAAAUCAAUGGUAUCUGUAGUGUUGUACGGUGGUGAUGUUACAACAUGGCUCACCUCCAGGGUCUUCAGGCUCUUUAAUGAAUUCUGGGGCCUGGUGUUGUAGAGGACUGUAGUGAUGGGAUAUUGACAGAGAAAUCAGCUGUUUUUGUAAACUUUGGGUUCUUCAGCUAAACUGGCCAAUAGGAACUCUGACGUGAUUUAAUAGUGAUUGAUCGACAGUAUCAACUUUUAUUCGGUGUUGGUUCUAGGGCUGUGAAGAUACCAGGAUCGCAAUAUUUUUUCCAUGACAAAAAUUAAAACACGAAGCAGUUCAAACUCUUUGGUCCUUUAAAAACCUGUUGUAUGUAAGAUAUUGUGGGCUAUAGCUUGGAAAAUAAUUAAUGUGACUCUGGAUGACAACAUAAUGAUAUUUGUUUCCAACAUUAGGGCUGUUUUCCUAAGAAAGUUACUUUUGCUUCGUGUUUUGUUUCCUUGCCACGACACAAACGAGUAUCGCAAUACUGGUAUCGUCCGGACCUAGUUAGUUCAAUGUAAUUGAAUUGAAAUGAUGUGGAAGAAACGCUGAUUCAGCCAGUGUGUGCCCAGUGGGUAGUGUGUCACGCCACAUUAUUGUGGCAUUAGUGAGCAACAUUUUAACACUUGCCAAUAUUAUUUGUAUUUUCUCAGGUGUGAAGGUUGAAGCCUGCCGGAGCACUUUAAAUUACUUUCUUACACCAUUUCUAAAUAACCACCAACCCUUACCCUGAGGCACUUCUUGUAGAUCUGGGUGGAUGGAAGAAUUACAGAGAAAAUUCCACCUAGCCUACCACGUGGUCAGGGCCGUAACCAGGGUUUGAGUUUUAGUGAGGUCUGGAAGUUGAAGAUCAUUUAAUGCAUUCUAUACACUAAAAAAAAUACGUUUAUAUGCUAUUUGGAGAAGAGCAAAAACAAGCAAAAAUGACUCCAGCCAUUAUCGCCUUGGCUAGUGUAGGUUCAUUCGCCUCAGUCAAUUUAGAAACACAUAUCCUAAUAGCAGAGGAGGCAUGUUGGGAGGAGCUACUGUGGCUUGCGAAAGUAUACACCCCCCUUCCUAUUUUGUUGCCUUACAACCUGGAAUUAAAAUGGAUUUAUUUGGGGUUUGUAUCAUUUGAUUUACACAACAGGCCUACUACUUUGAAGAUGCAAAAUAUUUUUUAUUGAUAAACAAACAAGAAAUAAGACAAAAAAACUGAACUUGAGCGUGCAUAACUAUUCACCCCCCCAAAGUCACUACUUUGUAGAGCCACCUUUUGCAGCAAUUACAGCUGCAAGUCUCUUGGGGUAUGUCUCUAUAACCUUGCCACAUCCAGCCACUGGGAUUUUGGCCUAUUCUUCAAGGCAAAACUGCUCCAGCUCCUUCAAGUUGGAUGGGUUCCGCUGGUGUACAGUAAUCUUUAAGUCAUACCACAUAUUCUCAAUUGGAUUGUUGUCUGGGCUUUGAUUAGGCCAUUCCAAGACAUUAAAAUGUUUCCCCUUAAACCACUCGAGUGUUGCUUUAGCAGUAUGCUUAGGGUCAUUGUCCUGCUGGAAGGUGAACCUCCGCCCCAGUCUCAAAUCUCUGGAAAACUGAAACAGGUUUCCCUCCAAGAAUUUCCCUUUAUCUAGCGCCAUCCAUCAUUCCUUCAAUUCUGACCAGUUUCCCAGUCCCUGCCGAUGAAAAACAUCCCCACAGCAUGAUGUUGCCACCACCAUGCUUCACUGUGGGAAUGGUGUUCUCGGGGUGAUGAGAGGUGUUGGGUUUGCACCAGACAUAGUGUUUUCCUUGAUGGCCAAAAAGCUCAAUUUUAGUCUCAUCUGACCGGAGUACUUUCUUCCAUAUGUUUGGGGAGUUUCCCACAUUCCUUUUGGCGAACACUUAACGUGUUUGCUUAUUUUUUUCUUUAAGCAAUGGCUUUUUUCUGGCCACUCUUCCGUAAAGCCCAGCUCUGUGGAGUGUAUAGCUUAAAGUGGUCCUAUGGACAGAUACUCCAAUCUCCGCUGUGGAGCUUUGCAUCUCCUUCAGGGUUAUCUUUGGUCUCUUUGUUGCCUCUGAUUAAUGCCCUCCUUGCCUGGUCUGUGAGUUUUGGUGGGCGGCCCUCUCUUGGCAGGUUUGUUGUGGUGCCAUAUUCUUUCCAUUUUUUAAUAAUGGAUUUAAUGGUGCUCCGUGGGAUGUUCAAAGUUUCGGAUAUUAUUUUAUAACCCAACCCUGAUCUGUACUUCUCCACAACUUUGUCCCUGACCUGUUUGGAGAGCUCCUUGGUCUUCAUGGUGCUGCUUGCUUGGUGGUGCCCCUGGCUUAGUGAUGUUGCAGACUCUGGGGCCUUUCAGAACAGGUGUAUAUAUAAUGAGAUCAUGUGACAGAUCAUGUGACACUUAGAUUGCACACAGGGUGGACUUUAUUUAACUAAUUAUGUGACUUCUGAAGGUAAUUGGUUGCACCAGAUCUUAUCUAGGGGCUUCAUAGCAAAGGGGGUGAAUACAUAUGCACGCACCACUUUUCUGUUAUUUAUUUUUUAGGAUUUUUUUAAACAAGUUAUUUCACUUCACCAAUUUGGACUAUUUUGUGUAUGUCCAUUACAUGAAAUCCAAAUAAAAAUCCUUUUAAAUUACAGGUUGUAAUGCAACAAAAUAGGAGGGGGAUGAAUACUUUUGCAAGGCACUGUAUAGGAGGAUGGACUCAUUGUAAAGACUGGAAUGGUAUAAAUGGAACGGUAUCAAACACAUCAAACAUAUGGAAACCACAUGUUAGACUCAGUUCCAUUGAUUCCAUUCCAGCCAUUACAAUGAGCCCGUCCUCCUGUAGCUCCUCCCACCAGCUAUUAGCUAUACAAUUGUAAUGUUAUACCCCUGAAAGGGGGGAAAUAUGAGAAAUUAUUCACACUGACAAGUAGCAGCAGCGACUCUUUACAUAGAUACAGUGCAUUCGGAAAGUAUUCAGACCCCUUGACUUUUUCCACAUUUUGUUACGUUACAGCCUUAUUCUAAAAUGGAUUUAAUAAACACUUUUCCUCAUCAAUCUUAGCACAAUACACCAUAAUGACAAAGCAAAAACAAGUUUUUAGACCUUUUUGCAAAUUUACAGAAAUACCUUAUUUACAUAAGUAUUCAGACCAUUUGCUAUGAGACUCGAAAUUGAGCUCAGGUGCAUCCUGUUUCCAUUGACCAUCCUUGAGAUGUUUCUACAACUUGAUUGGAGUCCACCUGUGGUAAAUUAAAUUGAUUGGACAUGAUUUGGAAAGGCACACACCUGUCUGUAUAAGGUCCCACAGUUGACAACGCACGUCAGAGCAAGAACCAAGCCAUGAGGUUGAAGGAAUUGUCCGUAGAGCUCCGAGACAGGAUUGUGUCGAGGCACAGAUCUGGAGAAGGGUACCAAAAAAUGUCUGCAGCAUUGAAGCUCCCCAAGAUCACAGUGGCCUCCAUAAUUCUUAAAUGGAAGAAGUUUGGAACCACCAAGACUCUUGCUAGAACUGGCCGCCCGGCCAAACUGAGCAAUCGGGGGAGAAGGGAGGUGACCAAGAACCCGAUGGAGCUCCAGAGUUCCUCUGUAGAGAUGGAAGAAACUUCCAGAAGGACAACCAUCUCUGCAGCACUUCACCAAUCAGGCCUUUAUGGUAGAGUGGCCAGACGGUAGCCAUUCCUCAGUAACAGGCACAUGACAGCCUGCUUGGAGUUUGCCAAAAGGCACCUAAAGACUCUCAGAUCAUGAGAAACAAGAUUCUUUGGUCUGAUGAAACCAAGAUUGAACUCUUUGGCCUGAAUGCCAAGCGUCACUUCUGGAGGAAACCUUGCACCAUCCCUAUAGUGAAGCAUGGUGAUGGCAGCAUCAUGCUGUGGUGAUGUUUUUCAGUGGCAGGGACUGGGAGACUAGUCAGGAUCGAGGGAAAGAUGAAUGGAGCAAAGUACAGAAAGAUCCUUGAUGAAAACUUGCUCCAGGACCUCAGACUGGGGCGAAGGUUCACCUUCCAACAGGACAACGACCCUAAGCACACAGCCAAGACAACGCAGGAGUGGCUUCGGGACAAUUCUCUGAAUGUCAUUGAGUGGCCCAGCCAGAGCCCGAUCGAACAUCUCUGGAGAGACCUGAAAAUAGCUGUGCAGCAGCGCUCCCCAUCCAACCUGACAGAGCUUGAGAGGAUCUGCAGAGAAGAAUGGGAGAAACUACUCAAAUACAGGUGUGCCAAGCUUGUAGCGUCAUACCCAAGAAGACUCAAGGCUGUAAUCGCUGCCAAAAAUGCUUCAACAAAGUACUGAGUAAAGGGUCUGAAUACUUAUGUAAACAUAAUAUUUAAGUAGUUUUUUAUAUACAUUUGCAAACAUUUCUAAAAACCGGUUUUUGCUUUGUCAUUAUGGGGUAUUGUGUGUAAACAAUUUAAUAAAUUUUAGAAUAAGGCUGUAACGUAACAAUGUGGAAAAAGUUAAGGGGUCUGAAUACUUUCCCAAUGCGCUGUAUCUCUUUUCUCAAAUUACAUAGCGUUCACAUUUGUAUUCCUAGCCAUUACUAAUCAAGCUCCGCACAGACAGACAUCAAUAGAGCACGCAGAUGAUCGUAUUAUCACAUACAAAUUAAUUAUUAGAAUAUUACUUAUGAUUCUGUAUUAAUAUCAGUGAUGUAGUGGUAAAAAAAAGGUGGGUAGUGGGUAAACUAUAAACUCCAUGUGCUGCUAAAAAGGCAAAUCCGGGAGGUAAAUCUGGGGAGUGCAGGCGAACAUAACGAACAAACCACUGUUCGUGAUUCCAAUCGUUCGCAAACAGGCAGGCGCGAUUAGAACUCAGUCCGAUCAAGAAUAUAAGCGUCCUGAGCAUUGAUGAACACUGGGAGCAAUAUUUAGAUGUUGAUCCGUAAUUGAUUUCCUUUAUUGUGUACAAAAUAUAUAUUUAUAUUAUUAUACUUUUUUUCAAAUUAGAAAGAAAUAUAGUGGUCCGGACCUCUGUGUCCCCAUAUGUAGUUACGGCCCUGCACGUGGUGUUAUUACCAUAUUGCCACUGUAAUAACUACCAAAUCGCUAGGAGUAUGGGCUAGGAAUUGAAUUGGGCAUCUGUGUAUUUUUGUUUUAAAGACUGAGAACUGAUUCUCUCCUCAUCCUUUUCUCCCCCUCUUCUUCCUUCCUCAGACAGGCAGACGGACAGACGGCAGGACGGACACUCGGGCGGCGGCUGUGAUUGGCGGCUCAGCGGCAGGCUGGUGGAAGAUGUCGUUGGGAGCCGGUGGGAGGGGCGGGCGGCGGCUCAGGGGCACUGGGGGUGGGGGAGGAGGGAGAGGGGAGGCGGCGGAGGAGGGCCCGGUGGGCAUCCCCUUCCCCGAGCACAGCGCAGACAUCCUGGGCAGCCUAAACAAGCAGCGCCUCAGCGGCCUGCUGUGCGACGUUCUCCUGGUAAACCAGGAGAGAGAGUUCCCCGCCCACCGCUCGGUCCUGGCCUCCUGCAGCUCCUACUUCCACAAGCUGUUCACCUCUGGCCCCACUGCCGACCAGCAGCACAUCUACUCCAUUGACUUUGUGGCGGCCGAGGCCCUGGGCGCCCUGCUGGAUUUUGCCUACACAGCCACGCUGACCGUCAGCCACAGCUCCGUGGGAGACAUCCUGGCCGCUGCCCGCCUGCUGGAGAUCUCGCCCGUCCAGGAAGUCUGCACUCACCUGCUGGACACCAAAGUGCUCUCCCCGCCGGUAGGCUGGUCAUCAUGACAACGCUAACUUACUAACACUCUGUCAACAGUCUCUGUUUUACCAUUACAUUACAUCACAGGCCUUGCAUCAAAAUAUGGUCACUUAGCAAACGCUCUUAUCCAAAGUGACUGAAAGUUAAAAUACAUGUAUUCAGUAUGGCCUCUGUAGAAAUUAGUCGAACCACUCUUGUUUUGAGUUGUUAAAACUAUUUUGUUGUAAGUGCCAUAAUGGAGCUCCAUCCAACUCCGCCACCACAGACCACGUACCACACAACCUCAUCGCGUCACGCUAACAAACUAACACUCAGUCAUCAGUCUUUGUCUGGCCAUCACAUCAUGCUCUUUAUUAGUGUCUCUCUCACACACUGCCAAACACACAUCCACACCCUGGGGUCACAAUAACACUGACCUCUAAACAUUUACCCAUGCUGAGCCAACACCAGUCUCUCAGUCUCAGGACAUGGUGCUCUUUCACAAGCUGCAUUCUACAGACAAAACAUAUCGCAGUUAAGCUCCAACCUUCACAUGGCGGGGAGCGUGUAGAAUAGAAGUAGCAUGUCCAUAUUCAUGAUCAUGUACAGUACCAGUCAAAAGUUUGGACACACCUACACAUUCAAGGGUUUUUCUUUAUUUUUACUAUUUUUUUUAUAUUGUAGAAUAAUAGUGAAGACAUCAACAUUAUGAAAUAACAGAUAUGGACUCAUGUAGUAUCCAAACAAGUGUUAAACAAAUCAAAAUAUUUUUUUACAUUUGAGAUUCUUCAAAUAGCCACCCUUUGCCUUGAUGACAGCUUUGCACACUCUUGGCAUUCUCUCAAUCAGCUUCAUGAGGUAGUCUACCUGAAAUGCAUUUCAAUUAACAGGUGUGCCUUGUUAAAAGUUAAUUUGUGGAAUUUCUUUCCUUCUUAAUGCGUUUGAGCCAAUCAGUUGUGUUGUGACAAGGUAAGGGUGGUAUACAGAAGAUAGCCCUAUUUGGUAAAAUACCAAGUCCAUAUUAUGGCAAGAACAGCUCAAAUAAGCAAAGAGAAACGACAGUCCAUCAAUACUUUAGGACACGAAUGUCAGUCAAUAUGGAACAUUUCAAGAACUUUCAAAGUUUCUUCAAGUGGAUUCACAAAAACCAUCAAGCGCUAUGAAGAAACUGGCUCUCAUGAGGACCGCCACAGGAAUGGAAGACCCAGAGUUACCUCUGCUGCAGAGGAUAAGUUCAUUAGAGUUACCAGCCUCAGAUAUUGCAGCCCAAAUAAAUGCUUCACAGAGUUCAAGUAACAGACACAUCUCAACAUCAACUGUUCAGAAGGGACUGUGUGAAUCAGUCCUUCAUGGUCGAAUUGCUGCAAAGAAACCACUACUAAAGGACACCAAUAAGAAGAAGAGACUUGCUUGGUCCAAGAAACACAAGCAAUGGACAUUAGACCGGUGGAAAUGUGUCCUUUGGUCUGGAGUCCAAAUUGGAGGUUUUUAGUUCCAACCACCGUGUCUUUGUGAGACGCAGUGUGGGUGAACGGAUUAUCUCCGCAUGUGUAUUUCCCACCGUAAAGCAUGGAGGAGGAGUUGUUAUGGUGUGGGGGUGCUUUGCUGGUGACACUGUCUGUGAUUUGUUUAGAAUUCAAGGCACACUUAACCAGCAUUGCUACCAUAGCAUUCUGCAGCGAUACGCCAUCCCAUCUGGUUUGGGCUUAGUGGGACUAUCAUUUGUUUUUCAACAGGACAAUGACCCAACACACCUCUAGGCUGUGUAAGGGCUAUUUGACCAAGAAGGAGAGUGAUUGAGUGCUGCAUCAGAUGACCUGGUCUCACAAUCCCCCGACCUCAACCCAAUAAGAUGGUUUGGGAUGAGUCGGACCGCAGAGUGAAGGAAACGCUGCCAACAAGUGCUCAGAAUAUGAAGGUGAAGCUGGUUGAGAGAAUGCCAAGAGUGUGCAAAGCCGUCAUCAAGGGUGGCUAUUUGAAGAAUCUCAAAUAUGAAAUAUAUUUUGAUUUGUUUAACGCUUGUUUGGUUACUACAUUAUUCCAUGUCUGUUAUUUCAUAAUGUUGAUGUCUUCACUAUUAUUCUACAAUGUAGAAAAUAGUAAAAAUAAAGAGUAACCCAUGAAUGGGUAGGUGUGACUGGGUAGAAUGGGUACUUUUGACUGGUACUGUAUGUUUCUGUUGUGUGAAUAUGAUAUGUAUGUGUCCACUCACAUUCUAAACGUUGUAUGAGAGUUAUGGAAUCCUGUUUGUUUUUUCAUAGGCGGGUAGUGAGCGAGGAGAAGAAGAGGAUGAUGAUGAGGAAGAGGAGGGGAAGGGUGGAGGAGGAAGGGGGGAUCAGGGGAAUCGGCUGCGGGCCCAGGAGUAUCUACAGUACUUCCAGAGAGGGGCCCUCUGGAGCAGCAGCUGCAGCACUCCAGAGCUCAGGGACAUGCCCACACACCUGCACUUUAACCACGGCAAUGGGGCCCACAGCAACGGGGCCCCCGGAGGCCCCAGCGAGUACUACUCUCCCCUGCACCUGGCCCAGGCCCCCACACAGGACCCUGAGAAUGAGGAGGAGGAGGAUGAAGAGGACGAAGGGGAGGUGGAGCACUCCGAAAGUGGCAGGGACAUGCUGGCCUGGGCCAGGGGGAACGGAGGGGGGCCAGGGGCCUCUUUAUACACCCCAGCCCAGAACGGCCACUUUUACCUCCCAAUGGAACCCAAACUGGAGCCUGAGGAAGAGGGGGAGGAAGAGGGGGUGCGGGACGAGGAGAGGGGCUCGGCCAGCGCCCUCCUGCAGCAGAUGAUGGACUCCAUCGAGAGGCAGAAGGAGCGGGCCGCGGCCGGGGUGGAGCUGGGGGAGGGGGAGGACCCGGACGUGGAGUUUUACUUGAAUUACUUUAACAGCACGCAGCAUGAUGACGCCACCGCCGUCUCACAGGGACUGCUGCCCCUCUGGGCGGCACGGGGCGGGUCCAGCCGAGAGAGAGGGGGAGGAGAGAGGGGAGGAGAGAGGGGAGGAAAAGGAGGCGAAGAGAGAGGAGGAGGAGGAGGAGGGGAGAGGAAGAUGCGCUCCAAGGCCUUCCAGAAGUGCCCCAUCUGCUCCAAGGUCAUCCAAGGCGCAGGCAAGCUACCCCGCCACAUCCGCACGCACACGGGAGAGAAGCCCUACGAGUGCGGCAUCUGCAAGGUGCGCUUCACCAGGUAAGCCCCAAUUAAUGCACUGACCACCCAUGUCACAUCUACUCAUGGUGAGGAUGCGUGAUGGAGCAAAAACAAGAGCACUGUUGUCCCACAGCCAAGGACACUCCUACUUAGCAUUAGCCAAAUGUUUUCUCUCUGUCAAUUAAUUAGUGUACUAAUGUACUAAUUAAUGUACUAUCCUGAAAUAAAAGUGAGAAACGUUGUUGAAAGCAUAGUAAACUAAUGAUCUCCUAGAUGUCCCCUACCUAUGUGGUAAUGUGGAUCAUUUUGCCAAGACCUUUCUGAAAAACGUUAAUCAGAGAUGAACAUGUUUGAUAUUUCAUCUAGUGGAUUGGAUCAGGGUGUCAUAAAGACGUGUUUUAUAGAGACAUGGCUCAUGGCAAAGUCCUGGAAUGUUAACGGGGUGGUAUAAAAGAGGGUUGUGACACGUUAUCUAGGAGGAAGCUGCUGUAAAGUGUUCUGUUCUGAUACUGACAGGGGGAUUACCAGCAGAGUGGUGCCUUAUCUGUGUCAAUGCCGUCAUUUGAAUUUGUGAUCCCUGGUUUUGUUGAUUAUUGCCCACGGCAGAACCGACUGGACCUCUCUCUCCCCUCCCUCUCCCAACCGACCAGCCCCCUCCCUCUUCCAGAUCUUAGCCAGCUAAUGAAAUCUGUCUGCUCACAGUCAGGCUGCCCAGCUAGCUACAGGCCAGGGUGGACUCCUGGACUAGAGUGUUGUGUCACUGGUCUCCCUGUAUUUAAGAGCACACCUCUUCCUUGAAUCCAUCCCCUUAAUGAAUUAAUCAAUGGACUUGCAUUGGAAAUAGAUGCACACUGGAAAUACCCAGGAUUGGGUUGCAAAGGGAUGGUAUAUAACUGGAAACUUUUGAAGUUUACCAGUAAGCUACCAGAAUUUUGGUAACUUUCAAAUAAUAUAUUUAAUUUUAUCAGAUGACAUCUAGUGGCCUUUUGGAUACUUCAGAUUAUCACAGGUGUCUGUAAUUAUCUCUGGCCCUCUUGUGUGGCCUUAUCACAUGUAAAAUAUAUUAAAAAAUCUAAUAUGAUGAUUUUAAAAUAAAAAAUGGAAUGACAAAACUGUAAAACAUUAUCCUGAAUAUAAACCAUCAACUUAGUGAAUACCAUUAGCGUUUUAAUAUGAGGGUUUCCACAUGAAAUAUCCUUUAUAUCUAUAUACCCUUUGCGAUGGUGGGCGGGCAGGCCUGAUCUAAAUGGGCUUGCUUCUAAAUGCAGCCAGUCGGCAGUGAAGUGGGAAGGGGGUAUUGUAAUCUUAAUCCUAUUUGAUCAGGGUUACGAGUGUGCCGCUUUCGCACUGUAAUAAACCACUCCUGUCCUUUAAUUAUUUCACCCUGUGUCACUGUAUGUGUGUAGAGGUGCGGGGGGGUCAUUGGUGUGUAAGUUAAGGUCAGUGAGUGGGUCUGCCUGGCUACAGUGUAUGUCUUUAUUUACAGUGGCUUUACUAUACCAUAUGUACCUUGUAACUAUGGUAGCAGUAGUGCCCCUAUGUGACUUGUGUGCGUGCUAAGUAGUUGUCCUUACUCCAGAGGUUUGUUUAGGUGCAUUCUGGGUGCUGAAGGGCUGGAUGGCAGACAGACAGACAAACAUUAUGACUGGGUGGGUAGGUGAGGGAAGCUGAAGGACUGAUUAAAGUAGAGGGGCCUGAACAUGGCACUAGUAAGAUGUACAGCUAGCUGUCCUACCUUUACAAGAUAGCACCUCUACAGACCAUAAUCGUGGUGUAUGUUUUGUCUUCUAGUUUUAUUUGACUGAAAACUUGCUGCUGAUGUUUUAAGAGGAGCUAUUCACCCAUUGAUUAGUCUCUGAAGAGUCUGGCUUUGUCCAAAAAAGUGACAAGAGAAACUAACGCUUCGCAACCCUUAAUCUUAAAUAAAGGUUCAAUAUUUAUUUUUUUAUCUACAGUUUCAUUCACAAGCAUUUUAGUUUAAUUUAUUUGAUUUCCACUUUCCAUUGUUGUAUGUAAUAUUCUGUGAAGGUAGCUGCACCAGAAAUAGAUUUCCCCUGAACCUAGCCACACUGUCUGUGAACAUUGAGCUCCGGGCCAGGUCUCUACGUGUACUUUAAGAAAUGGUGUACAUAAAGAUGUAAUGGUGUAGAUAAAUGUAAGGGAAAAGUAAAAAAAAUGUUCUACAAGCAAAGAAUCCUCAAUCCCAGCAUGGCUGGAACUUUACGAGGCCUUUCUUCCAAAAUAUCCACACUUAAGACCAUGUGACCACUACUAUUAUUUUCCAAACUUUUUUAUAACUUAUGGCCUGUUCUCAGAUGACCUUGCUGCCGUGGCAGAGUAGUCAACCUGGAAGUGGUCCAUUAGGUGUUAGAGUGAAGGAGAUAGACACAGGGAGACAAACAGUCUCCAUAGGCAUGUUCACCCUGGACAAAUACCCUACUUUAAGAUCACACAACAUAAAAAUAAUAUUUUAUUUUAUUUACAACAUAACAAUAUGUACUGUAGCCUAUGUUGCAAAGUAGUGGAACAUUUUCUAUUUUGUUUCAAUGUCAACACAGACAUGUUUUAAAUUGUUGUUUUUCAAGAUUCUGAUUCUUAGCCUACUGUUUGGUUAAUGGUUGUAGUUUGCUUAGUAUUUUAACUACCCUUGUUGCUAUCAGAGUUCCUACUUUGCUAAUCAAUUCUCUGUUGUUGUUUUUCUGUACUGAGCCUCUGUGUUCUUCCUCCGCAGGCAGGACAAGCUCAAGGUUCACAUGCGCAAGCAUACGGGAGAGAAGCCUUACUUGUGCACGCAGUGCGGUGCUGCGUUCGCCCACAACUAUGACCUGAAGAACCACAUGCGCGUGCACACAGGCCUGCGCCCCUACCAGUGCUCCAGCUGCUUUAAGACUUUUGUGCGUUCAGACCACCUGCACCGCCACCUCAAGAAGGACGGAUGCAAUGGCAUCCCCUCCCGCCGGGGCCGCAAGCCUCGGGUGCGGGACCCUGGGCUCCUGGAGGUCCCCAUGGGGCUGGCGGGCCCCGGCCCUCGGAGUGGCAGGGGGAGACGGCGCAUGGAGGCGGCUUCAGCAGCGGUGGUGGAGGAGGCCUCCAGGGCCCAUGCACACAGUCCUCAGCCCCAGGAGAGGGCAGGGGACCUGGGGGAC
Messenger RNA from Coregonus sp. 'balchen', 13601 nucleotides. The record is from the annotation of a GenBank genome assembly. NCBI's taxonomy places the organism in Eukaryota, Metazoa, Chordata, Actinopteri, Salmoniformes, Salmonidae.